Molecule: messenger RNA, 882 nt
Organism: Acaulospora morrowiae
Lineage: Eukaryota; Fungi; Glomeromycota; Glomeromycetes; Diversisporales; Acaulosporaceae
Source: the annotation of a GenBank genome assembly
UUUAUAUUUGAAUUUAAUCCAAGAAACAGUUUAGAUUAUCGAGAAUUCUUAGAGAUUCCAGCCCUGAUGUUCUUGUUGCUAGCAGGCACAGUGGCAUUAGAAAGUUCGAUGUCUUUGAACCCUGUCAGCGUCUACUAUCCACAUAUAUUAGGUGCAAUCUUUUUGUCUAUAACUUUUCUCCCUUUUAAUAUAUUCUACUAUGAUGCCAGAAGAUGGUUGAUGGACGCUUUGAAACGUAUUGUACUGGCUCCACUCUUUCGUAUCGAAUUUCGUGAUUUCUUUGUUGCAGAUGGAUUGAACAGUUUAACGUUUUCAAUGGUUAACUCACAAUUACUUUGGAGACCGUUUCUACACAAUAUCGGGUGUUUUGGUGACAAUUGUGUGUCGACCUCACAAUUCAUUUACACUCCGUUGAUAGCAAUGUUACCCCCAUUGUGGCGACUUCUUCAAUGCUUUAGGCGUUACCAUGAUACAGGUCGAGCGUACAUUCACCUGGUGAACGCGGGAAAAUAUUUUUCGACAAUCAUAUUGGUUUAUCUGUCAUUUCUUUGGCAUAUAAAUGAAAAGUCAAUCGGGUUAUUUGCAUCAUUUAUAGGGAUUCAAAUAAUCACUUCGGUAUAUACAUUCUUAUGGGAUGUCUGUAUGGAUUGGUCAUUGUUUAUGUUGAAUAGUCCGAAUUUCUUGUUGCGUGAUGAAUUAGCUUUCAAACACCAUUCGUUCUAUUAUUUCGCGAUAAUUUUAAAUCUAUUUCUCCGAUUCAGCUGGAUCUUAAAUCUCACGUUGCCUGUCGAAUAUACAGAUAAAAUAACAAUGGCUUAUAUCAUUGCCUUCGGAGAAAUAUUUCGUCGGUGGCAAUGGAUUAUUAUUCGAGUGGAAAACGAA